Letharia columbiana is the source of this 336-nucleotide messenger RNA. RefSeq lists its product as uncharacterized. Gene Ontology annotation, biological process: protein urmylation; tRNA thio-modification. NCBI's taxonomy places the organism in Eukaryota, Fungi, Ascomycota, Lecanoromycetes, Lecanorales, Parmeliaceae. Bases 1 to 336 code for a protein of 111 amino acids. The record is from RefSeq and is a predicted model, not a curated record. Gene Ontology annotation, molecular function: protein tag activity. Gene Ontology annotation, cellular component: cytoplasm; nucleus. The transcript has 3 exons.
AUGGAUACUAAGUCGUGUGAUGGAGCAAAGGUCCCGGUCAUCGUAGAGUUUACAGGUGGCCUUGAAUCACUUUUCUCGGAUCAGCGAAAGCACCUGGUGUCCCUACCAAGCACCGAUGAGAAUGGCCAAUCAGCAAAUCUGGCCUUCCUUGUACGAUAUCUGUGCGAGAAUCUGAUGGCGGAUAAAAGAAAAGAGAUGUUUGUCAUGGACGGCACAGUACGGCCUGGAAUCCUCGUUUUGAUCAACGACGCCGACUGGGAACUAGAAGGCGAGGAUCAGUACGAAUUGAAGAGGAAUGACAACAUCCUCUUCGUUUCUACGCUUCACGGUGGCUGA